AUGGACAAGCUGCCGCCGUCCAUGCGCAAGCGGCUCUACAGCCUCCCGCAGCAGGUGGGGGCCAAGGCGUGGAUCAUGGACGAGGAAGAGGACGCCGAGGAGGAGGGGGCCGGGGGCCGCCAGGACCCCAGCCGCAGGAGCAUCCGGCUGCGGCCGCUGCCUUCGCCCUCGCCCUCGGCGGCCGCGGGCGGCACGGAGUCCCGGGGCGCGGCCCUCGGGGCUGCGGACGGCGAGGGGCCGGCCCGCAGCGCGGGCAAGUCCAGCACGAACGGCGACUGCAGGCGCUUCCGCGGGAGCCUGGCCUCCCUGGGCAGCCGGGGCGGCGGCGGCGGCGGCGGAGCGAGCAGCGGCAGCAGUCACGGGCACCUGCAUGACUCCGCGGAGGAGCGGCGGCUCAUCGCCGAGGGCGACGCGUCCCCCGGCGAGGACAGGACGCCCCCUGGCCUGGCGGCGGAGCCCGAGCGCCUCGGCGCCUCGGCGCAGCCCGCAGCCUCCCCGUCGCCGCCCCAGCAGCCGCCGCAGCCGACCGCAGCCUCCUGCGAGCAGCCCUCCGCGGACACCACAAUCAAAGUGGAGGGAGGCGCGGCCGCCGGCGACCAGAUCUUCCCGGAGGCCGAGGUGCGCCUGGGCCAGGCUGGCUUCAUGCAGCGCCAAUUCGGAGCCAUGCUCCAACCCGGGGUCAACAAAUUCUCACUGAGGAUGUUCGGCAGCCAGAAAGCCGUGGAGCGCGAGCAAGAAAGGGUUAAAUCGGCCGGGUUUUGGAUUAUUCACCCCUACAGCGACUUCAGAUUUUACUGGGACCUGACCAUGCUGCUCCUGAUGGUGGGAAACCUGAUUAUCAUUCCCGUGGGCAUCACCUUCUUCAAGGAUGAGAACACCACUCCCUGGAUCGUCUUCAACGUGGUGUCGGACACCUUCUUCCUCAUCGACUUGGUCCUCAACUUCCGCACAGGGAUCGUGGUGGAGGACAACACGGAGAUCAUCCUGGACCCGCAGCGGAUUAAGAUGAAGUACCUGAAAAGCUGGUUUGUGGUGGAUUUCAUCUCCUCCAUCCCCGUGGACUACAUCUUCCUCAUCGUGGAGACACGCAUCGACUCGGAGGUGUACAAGACCGCCCGGGCCCUGCGCAUCGUCCGCUUCACCAAGAUCCUCAGCCUCCUGCGCCUCUUGCGUCUCUCCCGCCUCAUUCGAUAUAUUCACCAGUGGGAAGAGAUCUUCCACAUGACCUACGACCUGGCCAGUGCUGUGGUGCGCAUCGUCAACCUCAUUGGCAUGAUGCUCCUGCUCUGCCACUGGGACGGCUGCCUGCAGUUCCUGGUGCCCAUGCUGCAGGACUUCCCCGACGACUGCUGGGUGUCCAUCAACAACAUGGUGAACAACUCCUGGGGGAAGCAGUAUUCCUAUGCCCUGUUCAAGGCCAUGAGCCACAUGCUGUGCAUUGGGUACGGGCGGCAGGCACCUGUGGGCAUGUCCGACGUCUGGCUGACCAUGCUUAGCAUGAUCGUGGGUGCCACCUGCUACGCCAUGUUCAUCGGCCACGCCACCGCCCUCAUCCAGUCCCUUGACUCUUCCCGGCGCCAGUACCAGGAAAAGUACAAGCAGGUGGAGCAGUACAUGUCCUUCCACAAGCUCCCGCCCGAUACCCGGCAGCGCAUCCACGACUACUACGAGCACCGCUACCAGGGCAAGAUGUUCGACGAGGAAAGCAUCCUGGGCGAGCUGAGCGAGCCGCUGCGGGAGGAGAUCAUCAACUUUAACUGCCGGAAGCUGGUAGCCUCGAUGCCACUGUUUGCCAAUGCGGACCCCAACUUCGUGACAUCCAUGCUGACUAAGCUGCGCUUCGAGGUCUUCCAGCCCGGGGACUACAUCAUCCGCGAAGGCACCAUCGGCAAGAAGAUGUAUUUCAUCCAGCACGGCGUGGUCAGCGUGCUCACCAAGGGCAACAAGGAGACCAAGCUGGCCGAUGGCUCCUAUUUUGGAGAGAUCUGCCUGCUGACCCGGGGCCGGCGCACGGCCAGCGUGAGGGCCGACACCUACUGCCGCCUCUACUCACUGAGCGUGGACAACUUCAACGAGGUGCUGGAGGAAUACCCCAUGAUGCGGCGGGCCUUCGAGACCGUGGCACUAGAUCGCCUGGACCGCAUCGGCAAGAAGAAUUCCAUCCUCCUCCACAAAGUCCAGCACGACCUCAACUCGGGCGUCUUCAACUACCAGGAGAAUGAGAUCAUCCAGCAGAUCGUGCAGCAUGACCGUGAGAUGGCCCACUGUGCCCAUCGCGUCCAGGCAGCCGCCUCUGCCACCCCCACCCCCACCCCCGUCAUCUGGACCCCACUGAUCCAGGCACCGCUGCAGGCUGCUGCGGCCACCACCUCCGUGGCCAUAGCCCUCACCCACCACCCUCGCCUGCCCGCUGCCAUCUUCCGCCCGCCCCCAGGACCUGGGCUGGGCAACCUUGGGGCUGGGCAGACACCGAGGCACCUGAAACGGCUGCAGUCCCUGAUCCCUUCUGCGCUGGGCUCAACCUCGCCUGCCAGCAGCCCCUCCCAAGUGGAUACACCGUCUUCAUCCUCUUUCCACAUCCAGCAGCUGGCUGGGUUCUCUGCCCCUGCUGGACUGAGCCCUCUGCUGCCCUCAUCCAGCUCUUCCCCGCCGCCAGGGGUCUGUGGCUCCCCGCCAGCUCCCACACCAUCUGCCUCCACAGCUGCCACCACCACAGCUGGGUUUGGCCACUUCCACAAGGCUCUGGGUGGCUCCCUGUCCUCGUCAGACUCUCCACUGCUCACCCCGCUACAGCCAGGUGCCCGCUCCCCACAGGCUGCCCAGCCACCGCCCCCACUGCCAGGGGCCCGAGGAGGCCUGGGACUCCUGGAGCACUUCCUGCCACCCCCACCCUCCUCCAGGUCCCCAUCAUCCAGCCCUGGGCAGCUGGGCCAGCCUCCCGGGGAGUUGUCCCCAGGGCUGGCUGCUGGCCCACCAAGUACACCAGAGACACCCCCGCGGCAGCCUGAGCGGCCGUCCUUCAUGGCAGGAGCCUCUGGCGGGGCUUCCCCUGUAGCCUUUACCCCCCGAGGAGGGCUCAGCCCCCCCGGCCACAGCCCAGGCCCCCCAAGAACUUUCCCAAGUGCCCCACCCCGGGCCUCUGGCUCCCAUGGCUCCUUGCUCCUGCCACCUGCAUCUAGCCCCCCAGCACCCCAGGUCCCCCAGCGCCGGGGCACGCCACCACUCACUCCUGGCCGCCUCACCCAGGACCUCAAGCUCAUCUCCGCCUCUCAGCCGGCGCUCCCCCAGGAUGGGGCGCAGACUCUCCGCAGAGCCUCCCCGCAUUCCUCUGGGGAGUCUGUGGCUGCCUUCCCGCUCUUCCCCAGGGCUGGGGGUGGCAGUGGGGGCAGUGGGAGCAGUGGGGGCUUCAGUCACCCUGGGAGGCCCUGUGGCACCGUCCCCAGCCAGCACGUCACUCUGCCUCGGAAGACAUCCUCAGGUUCUUUGCCACCCCCUCUUUCUUUGUUUGGGGCAAGAGCCACCUCUUCUGGGGGCCCCCCUCUGACUGCUGCACCCCAGAGGGAACCUGGGGCCAGGUGUGAGCCGGUGCGCUCCAAACUGCCAUCCAAUCUAUGA
This is a messenger RNA of Cynocephalus volans (Philippine flying lemur), 3615 nucleotides long. RefSeq names its product hyperpolarization activated cyclic nucleotide gated potassium channel 4 (gene HCN4). Bases 1 to 3615 code for a protein of 1204 amino acids. Gene Ontology annotation, biological process: potassium ion transmembrane transport; regulation of membrane depolarization; sodium ion transmembrane transport. NCBI's taxonomy places the organism in Eukaryota, Metazoa, Chordata, Mammalia, Dermoptera, Cynocephalidae. Gene Ontology annotation, cellular component: axon; membrane; dendrite. The record is from RefSeq and is a predicted model, not a curated record. Gene Ontology annotation, molecular function: voltage-gated potassium channel activity. The transcript is spliced from 8 exons.